AUGCCCUCCCCCAUGGCCCACACCCAGGCGGCCCACUCCGCCCCUACCCAGGCAGACCUCGACAUCCUCUCCCGCCUCACCUCAGACCAGUCCUCCUCUGGGCCCCUCAACACAAACGGCAGGAAAAAACAGCUGCCCCGUAGGGAGAGCCCCAUAGACGCCCUCAUGAUCAGCGCUGUUCUCGCAGGCAGUGGUCCAGUAUCGAGACAUCAUUUCGGCCAUGGAAUCGCCCGUACAGGCGCAUACGCAUCUUGCGAUGAAUCCCGGCCGUCCUCCCCCGGACAACAAACAAACCAAGGCUUGACAUCUCCAAAAGUCGUCAUGAAAUCAGCCCAGGCGCCUCGGUCCCAACGGGUCCGUAUGGAACGCGAGGCAAAGCUUGCCCUCCAGCGAAAGUUCGAGGCUGAAAAGAUUACGGAGGAUGUAGCGACUGCCCCUACUGCCGGCCCGUCUGUGACGGGUGGUGGUCCUGCGCCAGUCGAUGAAGAGCACCAGUCCGGUCACGCGCCAGACUCCUCGCGGUACCAACGAAAAAUGUCCCUCGACCCUACCUCCGUCACCCAACUCCUCUCCUUCCCCAAGCCCUCUUUCGCCUACAACCACUUUCAUUCCUAUCCAUCCGGAUCGGCAGCUUUCAACCCUAUCCCCAACUCGCUUCCGGGGCCGAUCCAGGUUCGAUGUAUGGCCCGAACGCGAGUGCCGACGCCGCAUGGCGAAAUAUUCUUGCACCUCUACCACAACUCGCACGACACGAAAGAACAUCUUGCAGUGGUGAUCGAUCCGGUGCAGCUUGACCCGCAGACGCGAAGCAAGGCGCCAGAGGGGCGUAAAGAGAUCAGGAGCAAGAGUCUGAAUGCUGUAUGGAGGGAAGGCGAGACAGAGAUGGAACGAAUCGUACGGGGAGCAUACGUGGGGCGCCUCAAACCUGGAGUAGCAAGCUCCAGGGGCGAUGGUCUGCCCCCGGUAGAGGGCCUGCAAGGCGUGGAGGACGUCAAACCGCUGGUCCGGAUUCACUCGGAAUGUUUUACUGGCGAGACGAUCGGGUCGAUGCGAUGUGACUGUGGCGAGCAGCUCGAUGAGGCUAUCCACCAGAUCGGUCUACCACAGCGUAUCCCUCAUCGUCAAAAUUUCCAUACCCCGCUAUCCCCAAGGACGCACUCGCAUCUUCCCGGCAGGGGCGUCGUCAUCUACCUUCGUCAAGAAGGCAGAGGCAUCGGCCUACUGGAAAAGAUUCGUGCCUACAACCUCCAGGAUCUCGGCCACGACACCGUCACUGCCAACUUGAUGCUCGGUCAUGGCGCAGAUGAGCGCAAGUACGACAUUGCCGCAGAAAUGCUCCGUGACCUCGGGCUGGAACAAGAGGGGAUUCGCCUACUGACCAACAAUCCUGAAAAGGUUGCUGGACUUGCGGGCGAAGGGAUCAGGGUUGUGGAUAGGGUCGGGAUGGUACCAAGAGACUGGCAGUGUGGCGAUGACCAGCUGCAUCCCAAUGGGGCCGCAGAGCAGGGCGAGAAGGAGGAGAAGGACUAUGAAGAUUGGAGGAUGAGGAGAGCGGGUGUUGGGUUAAUCGGCUCCAGCAAAGCUCAGGGCCCGGAGCUAGAAAAGUACCUGAGGACAAAGGUCGAGAGGAUGGGACAUAUCAUCGAUAUCCCUAAAGAUCUCUAG
Molecule: messenger RNA, 1665 nt
Organism: Cryptococcus wingfieldii CBS 7118
Lineage: Eukaryota; Fungi; Basidiomycota; Tremellomycetes; Tremellales; Cryptococcaceae
Product: GTP cyclohydrolase II
Exons: 3
Coding region: 1-1665 (554 amino acids)
Biological process (GO): riboflavin biosynthetic process
Molecular function (GO): GTP cyclohydrolase II activity
Source: RefSeq, a predicted model, not a curated record